AUGACCUCAUUAUCGCCGCUACUUGUGAAAAUCGAAGCAAUUAUUGAAGAAGUCAAUGCGACCACCGUUUCCAGUGUAAUCAGCCAAACCCUAAUGGGGAAAUCCAAUGAGACCAUUUUUACCAAUGCAACCAACGGGACCGCCAUCCUGUUACCACCGUUACGCUACAUCUUCGGGAUGCCGCAGAUUCUGGACGUGGUGUUCGCUACGGUUUCCCUCCUUCUCAACGGUCUAACCUGUCUGCUAAUCCUCACAAACUACAGUCUCUUGCACAACGCUUUUUAUCUAUAUGUCUUAAAUCUGUCUCUCUGCAUCGUCACCUCCUUCGUCGUCAACACCCCGCUGUACCUCGUGCAAAGCGGUUACAACCGUUUCUGGCUGGGAGAGCACGUCUGCGCUUUCUAUCUCUACGGUGUUUACAUUAUCGGACCGUGGGCCAUCUUCUGUCAUGUUCUAAUAACGGCCAACCGCUUCUGGGCCAUCGUUUUUCCUGUGGAAUACCGGGAUUUCCACACUCCCCGACUGGCCGUCAUUCUGUGCGGCGCGGCAUUCCUGAUGACGCAUGUGACGAUGUUGCCGGUGGUUGUGCUGCGGGAAGUAUACGGACCGGCACUGCAGUACUACCGGUAUCAGUGUACACUGAGCACACCGAGCAGUCGGAUGAUAAUGACGGCCAUCGCAGUGUGCGCCACGAUUAUCUGCGUCCUGGAGGUGCUGAUUGUGGCGUCGUACCCGGUAAUUUUGUAUAAGUACCGGAAGCAGCGCCGGCUAAAUCCCGCGGUGACACACGUAAGCCAUUCUACGCAGAAGAGCAGCGGACAUACGAUGCGCUCGUAUCUGGCCCACGCGAACCGAUCAGAGAACAAUCGCGACCGGCCGUUGUCUUCUGGUCCUUUCCUGACUGUGACUUUGUUUACCGUGUCUUACACCUUUCUAAUGAUCCCGGCGGCGUUCUACUUAAGCAUGGGAUCCAUUUUCCGUUUCUUCUCCGAACGCACCUUUAUCAUCCUGUACAUUCUCACCGUCCUGCAGAGUAUUGUGGAUCCGAUUAUCUUUCUAACUACGCUACAAGGUCUACGCAAGGCCUUGGUCAGAAUGGUGCAACGCGCCGAUUCGGAUGAAAUGUACACGGACCCCGACUUGGUGGCGGAGGCCGACGACACCCCGACAGUCGCACCAGGGGAGCAUGAGGAGUCGGAGACACCGGAACCCGGGGGCCACAUGUCGGCGUGGUCGCCCCUGGAAAACACGUACACCGGGGCGGAUGGCACCGUGCAUCGCUACUGCGAGAAUAACGACGAAACGGCCUGCAAUAACCACUGUAAGGGGAUGCAUCGUAACGGCCGCGGGAUGUGUAUGGGGACGCCGGUGAAAUGUUUGUGCCAAGAUAACCGGAAGCGAUAA
Paramacrobiotus metropolitanus is the source of this 1404-nucleotide messenger RNA. RefSeq lists its product as uncharacterized. The record is from RefSeq and is a predicted model, not a curated record. Bases 1 to 1404 code for a protein of 467 amino acids. Gene Ontology annotation, cellular component: membrane. Gene Ontology annotation, biological process: G protein-coupled receptor signaling pathway; defense response. Gene Ontology annotation, molecular function: G protein-coupled receptor activity. The transcript is spliced from 4 exons. NCBI's taxonomy places the organism in Eukaryota, Metazoa, Tardigrada, Eutardigrada, Parachela, Macrobiotidae.